UCGAUCUGGACAGGGCCACUACAGCACAAGCAAGGGGUGGGCGCGAGCAACUCUAUGGAUCCACACACGUCUACAGCCCAUACAUAGAUGACAGGCCUGCAAGGAAAGGAGCAGAAGAAAACAUGCUUGGCUGUUUGUUUCCAGGAAGUAACGAUCAAAGAAGAAGAGUUAGAUGCUGCUUUGAUGGUAAACAUAUGCUUUAUUUUGGGAAGCAUAUGUUCUUGGUGCUUAAUAGCUUUGCAUUAACCUUCAAGAGUUGCGUCCACAGUGGAGGCGCAAAUCAAGAAGGUUGACUGAGGAGAUGAGGUUGGGUGCCGAGCACAUGGCAGGAUGAAGGUGCAGGCCUGUGUUUUUUUGGAUGGCAGCGGCAUACUACUUCAAUGAAUAAGAUAUCAUGCCUUUGUUUUUUUUGCUCUGCUUUGCUUUUUAAAAGAAAUAUAAAUAAGAUAUCAUAAACUGAUAUCAUGCCUUUGUUUUGGCCUAUAAACCUACCAUACAAUGUAAUAUAUAAUGCUAUGUAUGAUCAUCAUACACAAAUAUCUAUUUCCUUGUGUUUCAGAGAUUCUAUGAUCGGUCUCUAAAUAUUGUUACUUGCAUGGUUUGAGUGUUUGGUUCACUCUCGCCUUUUGCGCCAUUGGCAUAAUAG
Triticum urartu is the source of this 646-nucleotide messenger RNA. NCBI's taxonomy places the organism in Eukaryota, Viridiplantae, Streptophyta, Magnoliopsida, Poales, Poaceae. The record is from RefSeq and is a predicted model, not a curated record.